AUGACAUUCGAACUUCCAAAGACAAUGAAGGCCUUCGCUAUGAGAAAGAUCGGCGAAGUCGGCUGGAUCGAGAAGCCAGUCCCAGAAUGCGGUCCAAAUGAUGCUAUCUGCCGCCCACUUGCUCUUGCUCCAUGCACAUCCGAUAUCCACACAGUUUGGGCUGGUGCUAUCGGUGAACGCCACGACAUGAUUCUUGGUCACGAAGCUGUUGGCCAGGUUGUCAAGAUUGGUUCUGAAGUCAAGAACUUAAAGGUUGGUGACAAGGUCCUUGUCCCAGCUGUUACACCAGAUUGGGGUAGCGAAGCUGCUCAGGAAGGCUUCCCAGCACACUCCGGUGGCAUGCUCGGUGGCUGGAAGUUCUCCAACUUCAAGGAUGGUGUUUUCGCUGAAUACUUCCAUGUUAACGAGGCUGAUGCUAACCUUGCUAAGCUCCCAGAAGGCCUUACACCACGUGAUGUUAUCAUGUGCUCUGAUAUGAUGACAACUGGUUUCCACGGCGCUGAACUCGCUGAAGUUAAGCUCGGCGAUAUCGUUGUUGUCAUCGGCAUUGGCCCAGUCGGUCUCAUGUCCGUUCGCGGUGCUGCUCUCAUGGGUGCAUCAAGAAUCUUCGCUGUUGGCUCUCGCCCACACUGCUGCGACACUGCUGUCCAAUACGGUGCUACAGAUAUCAUCAACUACAAGAACGGUGACAUCGUUGAACAGAUCUUAAAGGCUACAGGCGGAAAGGGUGUUGACCGUGUUAUCAUCGCUGGUGGUGAUGUCCACACAUUCGCCCAGGCUAUCAAGAUGAUCAGAGCUGGUGGUGUCAUCGGUAACGUUAACUACCUCGGUGAAGGCGAAAUGAUCGAUGUCCCACGUGUUGAAUGGGGUGUUGGUAUGGGCCACAAGUUCAUCCAUGGUGGUCUCACACCAGGUGGUGCCCUCCGUAUGGAGAAGAUGGCUAACCUCAUCAAGUACAAGAAGGUUGACCCAACAAAGCUCAUCACCCACGAAUUCAAGGGUCUCGAGAAGGUUGAGGAUGCUCUCAUGCUCAUGAAGGACAAGCCAGUCGAUCUCAUCAAGCCAGUCGUCCUCAUCGAAUACAACGACAAGCUUUAA
This is a messenger RNA of Trichomonas vaginalis G3, 1098 nucleotides long. Its product is annotated as alcohol dehydrogenase 1. The coding region runs from base 1 to 1098 and encodes 365 amino acids. NCBI's taxonomy places the organism in Eukaryota, Parabasalia, Trichomonadida, Trichomonadidae. Gene Ontology annotation, molecular function: zinc ion binding; oxidoreductase activity. The record is from RefSeq and is a predicted model, not a curated record. The transcript has a single exon.